AUGUUCACUGGCGAUGUGCACUGGAUAAAUAUGGAGUCAGGUGCGGAAGAGUCGCAUACCUUGUGUCAUUCGAGUGGUAUCACUUCAAUAGUUCCAAGUCAGGUUUGUUUUGUCUUCUCAAGCUAUAUUUGA
Molecule: messenger RNA, 132 nt
Organism: Cylicostephanus goldi
Lineage: Eukaryota; Metazoa; Nematoda; Chromadorea; Rhabditida; Strongylidae
Source: the annotation of a GenBank genome assembly